Molecule: messenger RNA, 1595 nt
Organism: Haplochromis burtoni (Burton's mouthbrooder)
Lineage: Eukaryota; Metazoa; Chordata; Actinopteri; Cichliformes; Cichlidae
Product: histone H4
Exons: 1
Coding region: 42-353 (103 amino acids)
Biological process (GO): nucleosome assembly
Cellular component (GO): nucleosome
Molecular function (GO): DNA binding; structural constituent of chromatin; protein heterodimerization activity
Source: RefSeq, a predicted model, not a curated record
CCGUGCGGGGAAUUUUCAUCAGUAUCACUUAAGCUGACAAAAUGAGUGGACGCGGGAAAGGAGGAAAGGGACUCGGAAAAGGAGGCGCUAAACGGCACCGUAAAGUUCUCCGUGAUAACAUCCAAGGCAUUACUAAGCCUGCUAUUCGCCGCCUGGCCCGUCGCGGUGGUGUGAAGCGUAUCUCCGGCCUGAUUUACGAGGAGACCCGCGGUGUACUUAAGGUGUUCCUGGAGAACGUGAUCCGCGAUGCAGUCACCUACACUGAGCACGCCAAGAGAAAGACUGUGACCGCAAUGGAUGUGGUGUAUGCUCUUAAAAGGCAGGGCCGUACUCUAUACGGUUUCGGAGGUUAACACUACUGUCUUGAUUAUAACACAACGGCUCUUUUAAGAGCCACACAACUCUUCUUAAGAAAUAAGUGUUCCAACUUUACAAUUAGUGGCUUGGGUACACCGAAUUUUGUGAAGCUGUUAGAGUGCUAAUGAGACUCUUAAAUAUUGCAACGUGAUUGUACAUAGAACUUAUGGGCAGUUGAAACGACCGUUGUGGCUUUAAGUAACUCGUCGGGCUGGCUUCGUGCCCCAAACAAACAUGGCGGCGCCGCUGACGUGAAGUUAACAAUGUUAACUUUUUUCACCUAGCUUUCCAAUAUCCACUUUUCCUAACCUUUAAAUAACUGUCUUGCUCAUUUCUCAAUGAAACUCAAUUUCCCUGUAAAACCUAAAAUUCUGCUGAUUAGUUGCCUUGGGACAUAACUUUUUUUUUUAAACAAAAUGGAUGCCAUAGCGCGCUAUGACGUAGUCUCUAGAAAUGGCUUCUAAUCCGGUGGCUCCAGAGCUGCGCUGUGUUUGUGAUUUUAAGGUGAACAUUAUUUAGAGUGAUAUCAGAAAAGCAAGUUUAAUUAAAAAAAACCUUCACUUUUUUCUCCUGUGAAACGUUCUCUAAAAUGACAAACUUUUGAUGUUUCUAAUUUAAUUUCUUUCACCACAGAGCCAAGUAAGAAAAGUAUGGCAGAGUAGCUAAAAAAAAAAGUUGAUAUAGUUUAUGUAUAACCCCUGUGCAGCAGACAGCAUUUUCCCGUGCUCUUACGAACAGUUUGUAACCGAAUUUUUCAUAAUCAGUGACUAUUGACUUGUGAAGUGUGACAUUAGCUCUUCAGAUGUAGUUGUGUGGCUCUUAAAAGAGCCGUUGUUGUGUAUAAAGUGGUCUCGGAUCAGCUUAAGCCCUCUCUCCGCGGAUGCGGCGGGCUAACUGGAUAUCUUUGGGCAUGAUAGUGACCCUCUUGGCGUGAAUGGCGCACAGGUUGGUGUCCUCGAAUAAACCGACCAGGUACGCCUCGCUUGCCUCCUGCAAAGCCAUAACAGCAGAGCUCUGGAAGCGCAGGUCGGUUUUAAAGUCCUGAGCGAUCUCCCGGACCAGGCGCUGGAAGGGUAGCUUGCGGAUCAGCAACUCAGUAGAUUUUUGGUAACGGCGGAUCUCCCUCAAAGCCACGGUUCCGGGCCUGUAGCGGUGAGGCUUCUUCACGCCACCGGUGGCCGGGGCACUCUUACGGGCAGCCUUUGUAGCGAGCUGCUUUCUGGGAGCCUUUCCUCCGG